CUAGUUUGGCAUCAGUCGAUGUAAGCACGGCAGGACUGUGUGAAGUGGUUGUGUUCAUGAUGGCAUCUAGAAUAUUGAGACCUGCAGGAAAAUUAUUCACUAAAUAUUCUAAUAGAGCUUCUUCAGUGCAGCCUGCACUCUGGCGUUCUGCAUCGACUGCUCUUGAUUAUGAACAAGCAGUUCUGAAUGUGCCUGCAACUCGACUCACUGUCCUUGACAAUGGCAUGAAAGUUGCCUCUGAAGACUCGGGUGCUCCAACUGCAACUGUUGGUCUCUGGAUUGACACCGGGUCUCGUCAUGAAACUGAGCGCAACAAUGGAGUUGCCCACUUUCUGGAGCACAUGGCCUUCAAGGGCACUAACAAGCGCAGCCAGACUGACUUGGAGUUGGAAGUGGAGAACAUGGGAGCUCAUCUGAACGCAUACACUUCACGGGAGCAGACUGUGUUCUAUGCCAAGUGUUUCAGCCAGGACGUUCCUCGUGCUGUAGAGAUUCUUUCUGAUAUUGUACAGAACAGCAAGUUGGGCGAGGCUGAGAUUGAGCGCGAGCGCGGCGUAAUCCUGCGGGAGAUGCAGGAGGUGGAAGGCAACAUGCAGGAGGUGGUGUUUGAUCAUCUGCACGCCAUUGCUUUCCAGGGCACUCCUCUUGCCCAGACCAUUCUUGGCCCUACUAAGAAUAUUCAGUCAAUUAGUCGGCGCGACUUGGUGGACUACAUCCAAGCACACUACACAGGCCCCCGCAUGGUGCUGGCGGGCGCUGGGGGAGUGGACCACAAUACCCUCACUGAUCUUGCCAAGGAGCACUUCAAAGGCCUUACAGGCUCUCAUAGGGAUAUCCCAUCUCUGCCUUCCUACUGCCGUUACACUGGUUCUGAGGUUCGUGUUCGUGACGACGACAUGCCCCUUGCGUACAUGGCGAUCGCCGUACAAGGCUGUGGAUGGAACAACCCUGACAACAUCCCUCUCAUGAUCGCCAAUACCAUCGUCGGCAACUGGGACAGAACGCACGGCGGCGGCAUGAACACUGCAGUCAACCUUGCUAAGGCAUGCACUGAGGGAUCGCUUGCUCACUCUUACCAGUCAUUCAACACCUGCUACAAAGAUACGGGUCUCUGGGGCAUCUACUUCGUCACUGAGAAGAUGAAGAUCAUUGACCUUGUGUUCAACAUUCAACACGAAUGGAUGAGGCUGUGCGAGACAGUGACCGACUUUGAAGUGGAGCGCGCCAAGAACAUGUUGCGGACCAACAUGCUGCUGCAACUGGACGGCACCACGCCCAUCUGCGAGGACAUUGGUCGUCAAAUUCUCUGCUAUGGCCGCCGCAUUCCCUUCUCCGAGCUGGAUGCCAGGAUUGCUGCUGUGAAUGCGGAGGUGGUGCGCGAAGUGUGCACCAAGUACAUCUACGACAAGUGCCCAGUUCAAGUCGGUGUUGGGCCCAUCGAGCAAAUGCGUGACUACAACAACCUGCGCUCUGGCUUCUACUGGCUCAGGAUCUAAAGUAAAUUUCCUCAAUAUCCAACCCAUGAUUUUUCUUUUGAUUGUAUUGUUUUCAUAGUGGCGAAAAAGAACCUGUUCGUGCGGGCAUGACUUUGGAUAUCAUUCAUUUAAAGUUUUAUGUCCUUUCAAACUAGACAUUCGAUAGGUGAAUUACCCAGCAUAUUAAAUGGCAGAGCUAAUUGUAGAACCAAUCGGAGAGCAAAAACUUUUUGUCUUCACAGCCAUAGAAUGAGUGAGCAAAGACUUAUGUCUGCAACAAGUGCCACUCAUGCUUUUCGUGGAGCUUAAGCUACAGUUAUUUGUUAAGCUGUUAUAAGUUAUUUUGUUGCAUCAAUUGAGAAGAAAGGUGAUUAAACAAUACCUCCGCCAAGGUACAAAUUUAAUUGCGAAAAUGUCUACGAAAACAUCUCCAUAUCGUCAUCAGUUAUUUAAUGUACAGGGAUAUACCAGCGGCGCUGUGUGACUGUUGUAAAUAGUUUCAUAAGUUACAAAUUAUAAAUCACAGGAAUUUA
Molecule: messenger RNA, 2008 nt
Organism: Hyalella azteca
Lineage: Eukaryota; Metazoa; Arthropoda; Malacostraca; Amphipoda; Hyalellidae
Gene: UQCR-C1
Product: mitochondrial-processing peptidase subunit beta
Exons: 9
Coding region: 57-1496 (479 amino acids)
Cellular component (GO): mitochondrion
Molecular function (GO): metal ion binding; metalloendopeptidase activity
Source: RefSeq, a predicted model, not a curated record